AUGGAGUACGCAAAAGGCGCAGGAUUAAAUACGUCCAAAUGUUGUUUGCCAAAUACUCGGCAAGACCUUCUGAAGGAGAUUCAGGACUGGAUUAGCAGCACCGAGGAGGGUGCUCCACGGAUCUUGUGGUUAUCUGGUACAGCAGGGAAGGGUAAAUCGGCUGUUGCCCAUACGAUAGCCAAGUGGUACAUCGAACGCGGCGGUCUUUGCUCAUUCUUCCGCUUCGAUCGUACAACGUGCAAAUCUAAGCUGCACCGGUCUUUCUGA
Molecule: messenger RNA, 267 nt
Organism: Suillus fuscotomentosus
Lineage: Eukaryota; Fungi; Basidiomycota; Agaricomycetes; Boletales; Suillaceae
Exons: 1
Coding region: 1-267 (88 amino acids)
Source: RefSeq, a predicted model, not a curated record